UCUUCUUCUUCAAUUGAAGCUGCUUCUGCUCACUCUGCCAUUGGACUCUUGAUAGUCGUCUCCACACUGCUGCUGGGGGGACUUUUUAACAUAGGCCUCCUGUACGGCCUUCAAUUUGAAGCUGCUUCUUCGCCACUCUCAUGGGCCCCUGUACCGCCUCCUCAUGCUCUGCCAGGUUCAGAGUGUGUCAUGGGUCCCUGUACGGCCUCCCAUUGCUGCUGUCUCCAUCGCCACACUCUGCCAUGUGCCACUUUCAGGUCUCCUCACACUGCUGGUGGGUUCCAUUUUGUCAUAGGGUGCUGUAUGGCCUCCCAUUGCUGCUGCCUCCACCGCCACAAUGUGGCUCCACACUCUGGUUUUGGCCCCGUGACUGCCCAAAUGAGUGAAGUGUGCGGUGAUUCUAAGAUCGACGGCACUCAUCUGCAUGUCAUACUGACUGACAGUAUUAUUUCUCUUCCCCAGCAGACUCCAAGGGCAUUUAAAUUAAAGGUACAGUGUUCUGCACUAAUAUAA
Molecule: messenger RNA, 513 nt
Organism: Staurois parvus
Lineage: Eukaryota; Metazoa; Chordata; Amphibia; Anura; Ranidae
Source: the annotation of a GenBank genome assembly